Molecule: messenger RNA, 1257 nt
Organism: Amblyraja radiata (thorny skate)
Lineage: Eukaryota; Metazoa; Chordata; Chondrichthyes; Rajiformes; Rajidae
Product: heterogeneous nuclear ribonucleoprotein A1-like
Exons: 1
Coding region: 53-1033 (326 amino acids)
Biological process (GO): mRNA splicing, via spliceosome
Cellular component (GO): catalytic step 2 spliceosome
Molecular function (GO): mRNA 3'-UTR binding
Source: RefSeq, a predicted model, not a curated record
AUUAGGCAGGCAGUCAGUCUCCUGCAGUGUGUGGCGAAGGCGGCUGUACAACAUGGCGAGGGAACAGCUCUGUAAGCUAUUUGUUGGCGGGCUCAGCUUCGAAACGGUGGAAGGGAACCUGCGGAACCACUUCGAGCAGUGGGGCAAGCUAACUGACUGUGUCGUAGUCCAGGACACCAUCACCAGGCGCCCCCGAGGCUUCGGCUUUGUCACAUAUUCGUCGCCGAGCGAGGCGGAUGCUGCAAUGGCUGCUAGGCCUCAUGUCUUAGAUGGCCGCACGGUAGACCUGAAGCGAGCUGUGCCAAGAGAAGACUCGAACAAGCCUGGCUUCAACAUGAAGGUAAAGAAGAUCUUCGUUGGCGGCAUAAAGGAAAACCUCGACGAGAACGAUCUGCAGAGCUAUUUCGCGGAUUAUGGGAUGAUUGAAAAAGUGGAUGUGAUCUGCGACCGAGACACUGGCAAGAAGAGAGGCUUUGCCUUUGUGUACUUCGAUGACCACGAUUCUGUUGAUAAAGCUGUAAUCCAGAAGUACCACAUGAUUAAUGGCUACCGGUGCGAAGUCAAGAAGGGGUUGUCGAAGGAAGAGAUGCAGAGCGGAAGUAGACCUCGCGGUCGAGGUGGCAGCUUUCCCCAAAGAAACGGUCGGAGUGAUGGCAAUUUUGGCAAUUCUGGCGGGUACGGGCCGCAAAGCGGCGGGGGCGGCUACUACAAUGAGAGAGGAGGUCGAGGAGACCUCUAUGGUGGUUAUGGUGAUGGGGGGUAUCCCCGGCGUGACCGUUCCUUUUCAGGAGGUAGUUACAGUGAUCGCAUUCGUGAUUAUGGCUUUCCGGCCUAUGGUGGCGAAAGAGGUUACAAUAACGAUAAUUUCGACGAUACCUAUGAUAACUUUGGAAGCUACUCCCCUGAGCCGUCCCACUAUGGCCCAAUGAGAGGUGGGGGCGGUAUGGAGAAGUAUUCUGCUGGACCCUACAGGGGAGAUUAUGGUGUUAGUAGUAGAAGCAGAACCAGAGAUUUGGGUGGAUAUGGCUUUUAACAUAGCAUGAAUUCAAUGUGUAAGGGGGAAGUAUUUGGUCAUACACAUGGCUAUGAACCUAAAAGUGAAUUGUGUGUAAAAUGUGUAAAGGGGACGUAUUUGAUAUGUACACAGAUGUAGCUGUAAAGCUGCGUAAUGUAUUCAAACUAAUCAAGGAUAAUUGUAUACUUUUUUCACAAUAAAAAAACAUUCAGUUUACUUGGUAAGCCUGAAGAAUUACUGAA